Molecule: messenger RNA, 774 nt
Organism: Scomber scombrus (Atlantic mackerel)
Lineage: Eukaryota; Metazoa; Chordata; Actinopteri; Scombriformes; Scombridae
Product: high choriolytic enzyme 1-like
Exons: 8
Coding region: 1-774 (257 amino acids)
Biological process (GO): proteolysis
Molecular function (GO): metalloendopeptidase activity; zinc ion binding
Source: RefSeq, a predicted model, not a curated record
AUGACUCCAGUUGUCUUCUUCGUCGUCCUCCUCUCGCUGACAGCUGUUCCUCCAGGUGCAGCUGAUGAAGGAGAUGAUGGAGACUCAUCUCAGGACGUUUCUGAAGUCAUUGCAAGAGCAAAUGCUAACAUAACAACGAAGCUGAUUUAUGACGACAUUGCCCCAAACACGAAAAGGAAUGCAGUCCCCUGCACUGCUAUAGGCUGCAAGUGGCGUAAACGUGGACGCUAUGUAACAGUGCCUUACACCAUCUCCUCUGAAUACUCCACAGACGAGCGCAACUUCAUCAUCAAGACCCUGGAGUCCUUCCACCAGUCCACUUGUGUUCGCUUUCAGAUGAGGACCUCGAGGCAAUUUACUUACCUACACUUCUUCUCUGGAACUGGGUGCUGGUCCUUCCUGGGCCGUCAGAUAGGAAAACAGCUUGUCUCUCUGAAGAAAAACGGCUGUCUGCACACGAGCACGGUGCAGCAUGAGGUUCUCCACGCUCUCGGGUUCCACCACGAGCAAGUCCGCUCCGACAGAGACGACUACGUCAACAUCAACUACAACAACAUCAAGUUCGAAACGCAAUACAACUUCUGGAAAAUUUGGACCAACAACCUGGGAACUCCCUAUGACUUCCAGUCCGUCAUGCAUUACAGCAAGUACGCCUUCUCUAAAAAUGGCCAACCCACCAUCGUUGCCAAGAGCGACCCGAAACUUAACUUCGGACAUGCCACGACGUUGAGCGCCAAUGACAUCGCCCGUGUCAACAGGCUGUACAAAUGCUGA